UUAUAUUCAGAAGAUGAUUUAAGAAAAUACGAUAAUGAAUUUGAACCAGAAAGUUAUAAAAAAAUAUAUAGACAACCAUUUGAUUCAACAGAGAAAUUCAUGUUUUUACGAUUACAUUACAAUACUUUAAAAAAAAGAAAUGAAGCAUUGAAAAAGAUUAAAACUAAAAGAGAAGAAAUUCCUCUUAAAAAUUUGAUCAAUACUAUGACACAUAUUCAGACAAUAAAACAUCCUAUUACAGAACAGUUGCAUAUGAGAAUG
Molecule: messenger RNA, 261 nt
Organism: Cetraspora pellucida
Lineage: Eukaryota; Fungi; Glomeromycota; Glomeromycetes; Diversisporales; Gigasporaceae
Source: the annotation of a GenBank genome assembly